This is a messenger RNA of Galendromus occidentalis (western predatory mite), 3551 nucleotides long. RefSeq names its product insulin-degrading enzyme. Gene Ontology annotation, molecular function: metalloendopeptidase activity; metal ion binding. Gene Ontology annotation, cellular component: mitochondrion; cytosol. The transcript has 4 exons. Bases 230 to 3229 code for a protein of 999 amino acids. The record is from RefSeq and is a predicted model, not a curated record. Gene Ontology annotation, biological process: peptide catabolic process. Lineage: Eukaryota; Metazoa; Arthropoda; Arachnida; Mesostigmata; Phytoseiidae.
AGCAGCAGCCGCAUGUUUCUGUUUGUGUCGAAUCAGCAUCACCCAGUUUGACCCUCGACGACGACGACGACCAGUGCCGUGUGUGAGACACUCACUCAACCGAGAAGACACGAGACACAUGCCAGAAAGUAAUACCGGUUUCAGUACGGGAUGAACGCAAUCGAAUGUUGAUUGACCGAGAGGAAGAGUUCACGUGCUAUCAUUCUAAUUGCUCGAGUUGCAGCGAGGCAUGAUUGCACUGAGAGCUCUGAGAAGCACUAGAUCAAUAGCAUUUAGGAGAAGAACUCGUUGGGACAAAGUCGCCGGUUCCUUUCUAAAUCAUCCUUCAUCGUCUUUAGCUGCGAAGAUGGCAUCGAACAUUUCGGAUCAAAUCUUGAGCACACACGAUGUUGUCAAGAGUGAGUCAGAUCAGAUGCUCUACCGUGGACUAACGCUCAAGAACGGUCUCAGAGUCCUCCUAGUGUCGGACAGCACCACUGACAAAUCCGCGGCCGCCCUCGCUGUUCAAGUUGGGUCUCUGACGGAUCCACGGAACAUCCCUGGACUCGCGCACUUCUGUGAACAUAUGCUAUUUCUCGGCACCAAGAAAUACCCCGCGGAAAAUCACUAUCACGCAUUCCUGUCAAACCACGGAGGUGCGCUCAACGCCUAUACCGCCCUCGAUCACACCUGUUACUAUUUCGACGUGACGCCGGAGAACUUCCGAGAGGCGAGCGACAUAUUCGCUCAGUUUUUCCUCGAGCCUCUCUUCACCCAGAGUUGCACAGAUCGGGAGCUACUCGCUGUCGACAAUGAACACCAGAAGAAUAUCAAGCAGGACUUGUGGAGGAUGUGGAGGCUCCAGGGUGCGACGAGCGAUGCCGAGCACGACUUCAGUAAGUUCGGCACCGGUUCGAAGGAAACUCUGCAUGAUAUACCCUUGAAGGAGGGGAUUGACGUCCGACAGGCGCUGCUGGACUUCCACUCCGAAUACUACUCAUCGAACAUCAUGGUCGUCUGCCUGUACGGAAAGGAGACCUUGGAGGAUCUGACAGAAAUGGCGGUGACUCUAUUCGGAGGAGUGAAGGACAAGGCUAUCGAAGCCCCUUCAUGGCCGAAACAUCCCUUUGGAGAGGCGCAACUGAGAAAACAGAUCAAAAUCGUACCUGUGAAAGAUUCUCGGCAAAUGAUGGUAGUUUUCCCCAUGCCCGACAUGCGGAAAGAGUACAGAAGUAGCCCGAGUCAUUACCUGAGCCAUCUAGUCGGUCACGAAGGCGAGGGCAGCUUGCUAUCUUAUCUCAAGAACAAGGGAUGGGUCAAUUCGCUGUCUGGGGGAGAAGGAUCCGGGGCACGCGGAUUCAGCUUCUUCACCAUAUCUAUGUUAAUUUCUCCCGAGGGUCUCGAGCACGCAGACGAAAUCGUAACCGCGAUCUUCCAGUACCUUGAGCUGCUGCGACAGGAGGGUCCCCAGCAAUGGAUUUUCGAGGAAGUUCAGAAAGUCGGCGAGUUGCACUUCCGAUUCAAAUCGAAGGAGAGUCCAAUCAGAUAUGCAUCUGCCAUCACUGAGUCAAUGCAACUUUUCGAUUGGAAAGACACUUUAUCUGGCGCUUAUAUCGUCCAAGAUUACAAGCCGGAAUUGAUCAAGGAGCUGAUGACUUAUCUGACCCCGGACAAAAUUAGGAUCGGGCUCGUCUCUCAAAACUUCAAAGGCAAGACCGAUCUCGUUGAGAAGUACUAUCACACCGAGUACUGCAUCGAAGACAUCCCCGAUGAGAAGAUAGAAGCGUGGAAAAAAGUUUCUCUCAACGAGAACCUCCACCUGCCGCGUAAGAACGAGUUCAUCUCAACUAAUUUGGUCCUGGCCCAAGAGGAGCCCGAAUACACCUCGAACCCGAACCUGCUCGUCAGCGAAUCGAGCAAUCGCCUCUGGUUCAUGCAGGACAAGGAGUUCAAACUCCCAACGAGCAUCGCUCAAUUCGAAUUGCGGAAUCCCAUCGUUUAUGAAAGCCCUCUUAGCGUGUGCCUGUUGAGCAUGGCGGUCACAUGUUUCUCGGAUGCCAAUAAUGAGUAUUUCUAUCCGGCAACAAUCGCAGGACUUUCCUACGAGCUUAACAGCUCCCCGAAGGGCGUGAGCAUCAAAGUUCGAGGGUACAGUGAGCGGCAACAGGCCCUGCUCGAGAAAGUCUGCGAACGGCUCGUUGGCUUCAAGAUCGAUCCGAAAAGAUUCGAGAUUCUCAAAGAGGCUCUAGUUCGUCGCUUGAAGAAUUUCCGCGCCGAACAGCCCUACCAGCACGCUAUAUACUACUCGAACAUGGUUCUGACCGAGAAAUAUUGGAGUUACGAAGAGCAACUCGCCGCCAUGGCAGAUUGCACGGUGGAAAAAUGCGAUGAAUUCCUUGGAAAAUUCUUGCAACGGGUCUCAGUCGAGAGCCUCGUGUACGGCAACCUGCGCUCGGAGGAAGCGCACAACAUGUCGAACGCGGUCCGACGCAUCCUCAAGAUUGGCGAGCUCUCAUUCGACGAGACUCAGAACUUCCGCGAGCAUAGGUUGAAUGACGGCCAGGUCUACGAGUUCAAUGCGACUAACGAAGUCCAUCCAAACAACUCGGUCAUGACGUUCUACCAAGUGGGCGCUCUGGAUACAGAAGACAUUCAUCGUAUCGCUCUCAAUGAGCUCUUGUGUCAGAUCCUCGAAGAGCCGUGUUACGACGUUCUACGGACGCAGGAACAGCUCGGCUAUAUUGUAACAGGAGGACCAAGACGUAGCCAAGGAACAUAUGGCAUACGCAUCAUAGUUCAGUCCGACAAGAAUCCAACAUUCGUAUCGGAGCGUAUCGAGGAGUUUGUCAAUGGGAAGCUGAAAAAAAUCUUGACCGAGAUGAGCGACGAAGAGUUCGGAAAACACAAAAAAGCCCUCAUCGCCCUGAAGCUUGAGAAACCGAAGCGAUUGACGGAGAAGUUUGCUCAGAUGUGGGGCGAGAUCUCAUCUCGUCAGUACAUUUUCAAUCGGAGGCAAUUGGAGGCCGACGAGAUCGGAAAGCUGACCAAGGACGAAGUAAUCGAUUUCUACACGCGACACGUCGCUCAUGGAGGGUCCGCUCUUAAACAAAUGAUCGUCAAAAUCGAGUCAGAGAGCAGGCCCGGCGAUAGAACCAAGGGGGUGAAAGCGGACUAUACAAUCGAUGACGUCACUAAAUUCAAAGCUACCCACCCCUACAUCGAACGACCGCUCCACCAACCGAAGCUCUGAGAUCUCGAGCUCUCCUCCUGGAAUAGGACCAGCCUCACCUCUUCUUCCUCUCCCGGGAGAAAGGAGGAUCCGAGAGAUCAACAUCAAUUCCAGGGAGCGCCUUGGCUCUACCGGGGUAGCGACCAUGACCUCUAUCGGAACAGAGCUAGCUGGCUCGGAUAUUUUGUUGGGUCAAUUAUAGCGAAUCUGGAUGAUUGUUGUCACGGAUUCGUAGCUCGCCUGAUCGAAUCUCUCACAUGUGCGGUUCGCUCCAGCGUUCUACGGUGCAGUAAGAUGGUCGCGAGGGAGUAUAUAUACGAUAUAUUCAAUAAAGACGUCCAUG